CCUCUCUCUCCCCCUCCCUACAUACGAGCGAACGCGGCAGAAGAAAAGCUUGCAUGCAAUGGCGGCUUCCACAGCGGGAUCUUCGCUGCCUCUUCGAUCACGAGUCUCUCGCGAAUCCUCUCCGCUCAAUCACCGACCGAGCGUAGCCCGUGCCGCUCGCGAUGGGCGCCCGGGACAGCUCGUGGGGUCGCUCUCGAUGGCGUCUCCGAAGGAGGAGAGCAACAGGGUCGGAGCGAGGAAUCGCCUAUCGCAGGCUCUUGAGCUGAACAAAGCUUUCGAGGGUUCCAGGGGCGAGCAUGUCCACAUGGACGCGCAUUUGUUUCCCAAGCCUCUGUCUUCGGUACAGAGCUCCAAUCCCAACACCGACGGAUCUCGCCUGCGGGUUGCUUACCAGGGAGUUCGCGGCGCGUACAGCGAGGCGGCGGCGGAGAAGGCUUAUCCGAACUGUGAAGCAGUGCCAUGCGAACAAUUCGACACUGCUUUCCAAGCCGUUGAAAAAUGGCUAGUGGACAGAGCAGUUCUUCCAAUCGAGAAUUCGUUAGGUGGAAGCAUUCACCGAAAUUAUGACCUUUUAAUCCGGCACAGGUUGCAUAUAGUUGGGGAAGUGAAGCUGGCUGUAAAGCACUGCUUAUUAGCAAAUCAUGGUGUUGAAAUUGGAGAUCUGAAGCGGGUUCUUAGCCAUCCACAGGCUCUUGCACAGUGUGAGCACACGCUGACGAAGAUUGGCCUAGUCAGAGAAGAAGUGGACGAUACUGCUGGUGCUGCAAAGCAUGUUGCUUUCCACGACCUAAAAGAUGCAGGAGCCGUUGCCAGUGCUGCUGCAGCCAAAAUCUAUGACUUGAAUAUUCUUGCUAAAGACAUUCAGGAUGAUUCUGAUAAUGUUACUCGAUUCCUUAUGCUGGCGAGGGAGCCCAUUAUUCCUGGCACCGAUAUGCCCUUCAAGACAAGUAUAGUUUUCUCACUGGAGGAGGGUCCCGGAGUCCUUUUUAAGGCACUUGCUGUUUUUGCUCUUCGGAAAAUCAAUCUAACGAAGAUUGAAAGUCGACCCUUGAGGAAGCGAACUCUACGAACACCUGAUGAUACCAACAAUGGUGCUCCGAACAGAUACUUCGACUACCACUUUUAUGUUGAUUUUGAAGCAUCCAUGGCUGAUGUAAAUGCACAGAAUGCCUUGAGGCACCUUAAUGAGUUUGCUACAUCCUUGAGAGUUCUGGGGAGCUAUCUAGUCGAUACUACCAUGAUUUGAGAGGGCUACUACCUUGAUAUGGGUGGUUGGAGGCUGUUGCGAGACACACGAGAAGUGGUCAACCCCUAGUUUAAUCUCGAGGAAUCUCAUCCUGUCCAUGAAUUUGUUAGGACAAAGGUUGUGGUUAUGUUUUUAAUUUUGCCGACGUUCUAAUAGGUUAUUAUAUUUAGGAUACAAAUGUUAAUUGGUCUUUUGUGGUUGUCUGACUUCGAAAGAUCUAUAAGAUUAAGAUUAUUUAUUCUUUGCA
Rhodamnia argentea is the source of this 1493-nucleotide messenger RNA. RefSeq names its product arogenate dehydratase 2. Gene Ontology annotation, biological process: L-phenylalanine biosynthetic process. The record is from RefSeq and is a predicted model, not a curated record. Gene Ontology annotation, molecular function: arogenate dehydratase activity; prephenate dehydratase activity. Gene Ontology annotation, cellular component: chloroplast; cytoplasm. NCBI's taxonomy places the organism in Eukaryota, Viridiplantae, Streptophyta, Magnoliopsida, Myrtales, Myrtaceae. The transcript is spliced from 12 exons. Bases 59 to 1246 code for a protein of 395 amino acids.